UGCUGCCCCUUUAAGAACAGUGAGCUCGUGUGAUGACACACGUAGAGCGUAGGUUCAGAGGGUAGAGAAAAAACCAAGUGAAACAUGUGCCAUGUUGUACUCGUGUUACUCGUGUUAAAAGGCUGUUUAAUUACAGAUGUGUUCAAGAUUAAUCAUAAACUAACUAUUCCCAGCGUGUUUGACCAUUAUAUGCAUGUUUAUUUCAACUAAUCUAACAACAACCUAACAACAACAAACCUCAAAGUAAACUGCAUUGUGUGUUCUGCACAAGGGAAAUAAAAAACACCAAACAACAACUAAAUUAAUGUGAUCUUUAUUGGUUACAUUAAAGUCAAACACGAGGAAUAAAGAAGACUAAAGUCAAAUUAAGAAGAUAAUAACAUUAAUUGACAACAUGGACGAAGACUCAAACCCAAGCAUUACUCCUGAUCAACAACAAAAGAGUCUCAAGCGUCAGCGUGGAGGUGCAAAGGCUGUAGUUACACGUUUGAUGACACAAAUUACAACUGCUAUGAACAAUAAUCAGACUAAAGAGGUGGAGAGUAAACUUGCUGCUUUGGAUGAGGCUGUAAGUCGGUUCCAGGAGGCGCAUAACACAUACAGUCAAACAUUAGACGAUGAUGACGACCUUGAUGCUUCUAAGGGCUAUUUAACAUCCGUCCUGCGUGAGGUUCAAGACUUGCAGCACACAGUUCUAAGUUGGCUUGAGGACUUUAAACUGUCAACGGAGGAUUCAAAUAUAGAACCUUCAGAUUUCCAAGAGGAAGUUUCAGCACUUGAUGAAGAUCAGCCUUUAACAUCCUCUGUGGAACAACUAACUGCCCAGCUUCAAGGGUUACAUGAUCUCAGGCAGAAAGAAAAGAAUGAGUUUGCUAUGCUUAUAACUCAACAGGAAGAACGCCUGCGUACAGAGUUUAAAUUACGACUUCAGCAUGCUGAAUCUGAAGUGGAUGGUCUGAAAGGCUUACUGAAACUUAAGGAUGCUGAGUCAGAGGAAAAUCGCCAAAAGGCUACGCUAACAACGAUAAACAAAGACUUUUCAACUCCUGUCUCAGAGAACCGAUCCCUUAACUUUAAUCCCUCAUUCUCAUCAGCGAACGAGAAUUCUUUAUGCCAAUUUCUAGAGCUGUCAAGACAACAAUAUCAGUCACAUAUUGACUCUAUGCAUCUACCACCUGUUGAUAUUAUUAAGUUUGAUGGAGAGCCUUUAAAGUAUUGGCAGUUUAUGAGACUAUUCUCCUCUGUGAUUGACAAAGAGACUGUGCCAGAUCAAGAAAAACUCACUCGACUGUAUCAGUACACUCUCGGCCAAGCUAGAGAUGCUAUCUCACAUUGUUUGUACAACCCCAGUUCCAGCAAGGGCUAUUCUGAAGCCAUGGAUAUUCUAAAGAGACGGUUUGGCAGUCCAUACGCAGUAUCGCAAGCAUGGGUAGAUAAAGUGCUCAACUACAAGGAGAUUAAAGACAACAAGCAGCUACAAAGCUUUGCAGACAUUCUGCGCAGCUGCCGUGAUACUCUAAAAGCAAUGAAGUGUGAGGAAGAGUUAAAUGGUGGACGUACACUGUUGCAAAUUGUGGAGAAACUGCCCAAUGACAUAAAGAGAGGAUGGCUCACAUUAAACUAUGAGAUCGUCAAGUCUGGACGUUUGCCAAAGUUAGAUGACAUAGUCAAUCUUAUCGAAUCAGAAGCUGCUAAAAGAGCAGAUCCUAUCUUCGGGAAUCUUCUUAGUCCUGCGAGUAAAAAUACUCCUGCUAGCUCUAAAGCAUAUACUAAGUCAAGCUUCGAUAAGAAAAGACAGACAUUCGCAACCGUCUCAGCUGCAAAUGAUAGUACUGCAUCGUCCACACUAAAGACCACAACAAGAUUUAAGUGCCCAAAAUGCACUCAAGGACACUUUCUAAACCAAUGUCAUGCCUUUAGGGCUCUGUCCGUACAAGAGCGUUUGUCCUUUGUACAACUGAAGCAAUUGUGCCUGAACUGUUUCAUGAAAGGCCAUCACAGCACAGUCUGUACUCGCAAUUGGGUAUGCAAGGUGCCUGGUUGUGGAAAAAGGCACAACAGUUGGCUACAUUCUGCCAUCAUAACAUCCAACAGCAACGACAAUAGCCAGCCUGUUAACCAAACUGCUAAAAACGAACCAGCUGCUGACCCACCACAAGCUAUUCAAACGCAUGCCACCGGAAAGUGCAUUGAAACCAGUCAACGAAAGAUUGCACUUCCAAUCCUGCCAGUAGUAGUUUCAGACAAACAUAACCGAUUCUCCAUGAAUGUCUUUGCUUUGCUGGAUAGUGGCUCAAAUGGGACCUUCGUUUCCAAAAGGCUUGUUCACGCUCUUAAGCUAGAGACACGCAAAAUAAACAUUAAGUUGAACACCAUAGAGACCAAAAAUCUCAAUGUAGUUACCUCAGCUGUAGAUUUGCAAGUUGAAGAUUCUCAGCAAAAGAACUCAUACCUGAUGAAAGGCGUGCUCUGUCGUGAUCAUCUGAACAUAAGCCUAGAUAAUCUAGUCACACAAAACGAGGUGUUCCAGUGGCCACAUCUACAAGAAAUUGCAGAUGAAAUAAGUCUACCUGAUGUUGACCUAGCUGAUGAGGUUCACCUGCUGAUUGGUCUCGACCAGCCUGACAUCCUUGCUCCUCGUGAGACACGCUGUGGUAGGGCAGGCGAACCCUACGCAAUUCUUACUGGCUUGGGAUGGACACUUCAUGGGCCAGUAGCUGAUGGUUCGACGACUAUCUCUGCCAAUUUCAUUCAAACUGAUAAUACUCUGCAACAUGCUGUUGAAAGAUUUUGGAAAUUGGAAGAUCCAGUCUAUGUAGACAAUGAAUCACUGUCUAAGGUUGACAAGCAGGUUGUGGAUCUAUGGAAUAGGAGAGCAGUUAAGGAGAAAGGUCACUUCACACUACCAAUUCCUUUCAAAGAAUGCCCGCCACAGCUACCAAAUAACUAUGCAAUGGCUAAACACCGGCUGGACCUUCUUGGAAAGCGACUAAAGAAAGAUCCAACUCUGCAGCAAAGGUAUGUAGAAAGUAUCUGUGACACACUGCAGAAAGGAUAUGCUGAGGAAGUGGUUGACAUUAAUAGAAAUGAUGGACAUGUAUGGUAUUUGCCACAUCAUCCAGUGUUACAUCCACGUAAGCCAGGAAAAGUACGAAUUGUCUUCGACUGUGCAGCACGGUACCAAGGUACUUCAUUAAACGAUCGCGUUCACCAAGGCCCAGACCUUACAAACAAGUUGCUGUCAGUACUUCUCAAAUUCAGACAAGAACCCAUCGCUCUAAAUGCAGAUAUUGAGAGCAUGUUUUAUCAGGUUAGGGUGCCGCCUCAAGAUAGAGAUGUGCUUCGCUUCCUGUGGUGGGAAGAAAACGAUCCUGACAAGCCACCUAAACACUAUCGCAUGACUGCUCACCUGUUUGGAGGAGUCUGGAGCCCUAGUGCCGCCAACUUUGCUCUGCAACGAGUAGCAGAAGACAAUCAUGAAAAAUUCACCGCUGACACUGUGGAAACAGUGAAACAAAAUUUCUACGUAGACGACUGCCUUAAGUCAGUGCCAACGGAGGAUGCCGCCAUCAAACUUGCUUCACAGCUCCGUGAGAUGCUUGCAUGUGGAGGUUUCAAGUUAACCAAGUGGCUAAGCAAUUCUAAAGAGGUGAUGAAAUCAAUACCAGCUGAAGAAUGGGCGAAGUCGUUACAUGAGGUAAAUCUUGACCAAGAGGAUCUACCAUUUGAAAGAACACUCGGCGUGCUUUGGGAUGUGGAAAAGGAUUGUUUCACAUUUGAUGUCAAGGCAGUAGACAAACCUGCUACAAAGAGAGGAAUAUUAAGCACUACAAGUUCCAUCUACGAUCCGUUAGGAUUUGUAAGUCCAUUCAUUCUCAAAGCAAAAGCAAUCUUUCAAGAGUUGUGUCGCAUAAAAGUUGACUGGGAUGAAAAGAUUCCAGUAGAAAUAGCUGAACAGUGGCACAGAUGGCUAAAUGACCUGCCUAUGUUGUCUGCACUAACAAUUCCAAGAUGUCUUAAGCCAACAACUGCUAGUUGCUCAUCAGUGACCCAGCUCCAUCACUUUUCCGAUGCGUCAGAACUGGCGUACGGUGCCGUUUCAUACAUCAGGAUUGACAACACCUGCAAGCUUGUAAUGUCAAAGUCAAGGUUGGCACCUAUCAAACCAGUUAGCAUACCAAGAUUAGAGUUACUAGCAGCAGUUGUUGCGACAGAGCUGGACCAACACAUAAAGAGUCACUUGGAAAUUCCAAUCGCUAAGACAUUCUUCUGGACUGACAGUACUAUUGUACUACAGUACAUUAACAACAAAGACAGUCGUUUCCAGACUUUCAUCGCCAACCGUAUUGCAAAAAUACAUGAGCGCUCAAAUCCAUGCCAGUGGAGACACAUUGAUUCUGCUUCUAACCCGGCGGAUGAUGUGUCACGCGGAAUGACCAUGCAAGAGAUGUUAUCAAGUGUAAGAUGGAUAUCUGGUCCGCAUUUUCUUCAACUGGAAGAGGAACAUUGGCCUGUUCAACCUGUCAUGAAUGAUCUACCUGAGGAAGCAGAGAUUAAGAAAACAAAGGAAGUCUAUGCAGUUAGCACAAACCCAAAUCAGGCAGAGAAAGGUGCAAUGGACAGAUUACUGGAACGGUAUUCCAGUUGGCAUCGACUGAAAAGGGCUGCUGCUAUCUUGUUACGCGUCAAGGCUUUGUUACGCAAGAAACCAAGUCUGCAUCUUUCCAAACCUAUCACUGUUGGUGAGCUCCACCAAGCAGAGUUAUCUAUUCUCAAUUAUGUACAGGCUUCAUCUUUUGGAUUAACUCGAGCAAAACCCAACUGCCUUCUUAAGUUAAAACCCUUUCAGGAUGAGAAUGACCAGCUUCUUCGUGUGGGAGGCAGGCUAACAAAUGCUCCAAUUCCUUUUGAGGCUAAACACCCAAUAAUCCUACCUAACAACCAUCACGUCACCCAUCUAAUAAUCAGUCACUUUCAUCUUCGUUUAGGCCAUGCUGGAUCGGAACGAGUACUCUCAGAAAUUCGUCAACGUUUCUGGAUUCUUAAGGGACGUGCCAUGAUUAACCAAGCUCUAAAGUCAUGUCUACAAUGUCGCAAGCUAAAGGCUAAGCCACAAAACCAACAAAUGGCUGAUUUACCUGAUUCAAGAGUAAUGCCAUGCGAGCCUCCAUUCACUCGUGUGGGCAUAGACUACUUCGGGCCAUUCUUGGUCAAGAAAGCUCGCAGUGAGAUUAAAAGGUAUGGAUGUUUGUUUACAUGUCUCACUACGAGGGCCAUUCAUUUGGAGAUUGCACACACUCUCAACACUGACUCAUUCAUUAACGCCUUACAACGGUUCAUUGCAAGAAGAGGACCACCCUCUGAGAUAAGAUCAGACAAUGGAACAAAUUUUGUGGGUGGACUUCGAGAGUUGCAAAAAGCUAUCAGUGAGUGGAACCAGAGAAAGAUUUCUGAUUAUCUGUUGCAAAACAAUGUAAAAUGGAUCUUCAACCCACCUGCCGCCUCUCACAUGGGAGGUGUUUGGGAGCAACAGAUUCGCACCAUCCGCUCCAUAUUAAACACCGUCCUGUCACAGCAGGCGCCAGACGACGAGGGUUUGACAACGCUGUUUUGUUGUGUAGAGUCUAUUGUUAAUGGUAGACCUAUCACUAAGCUUUCAGAUGACCCAUCAGAUCCUCUACCACUGACACCAAAUCAUUUGUUGUUAUUGCGUUCUGGUUCAACUUUACCACCAGGAGCCUUUGUAAAACAAGAUCUUUACCGACGCAGAUGGCGUCAGGUACAAUAUUUAGCAGACAUCUUCUGGUCCAGAUGGCUCAAAGAAUACUUGCCUGCGCUGCAGCAACGCCAAAAAUGGUUCCAACCAAAAAGAAAUCUGCAAAAAGGAGAUCUUGUGCUUGUGCUAUAUGAAAACACACCGCGCAAUCAUUGGCCACUGGGUCUCAUUACUCAAGUCUAUCCGGGUGCGGAUGGUCUUGUGCGUACUGUGGAAGUAAAAACACAAGCAGGAAUCUAUAACCGUCCUGUGGACAAAAUUUGCCUUCUGGAAGCCAGUCUUGUUAGUUAAAUCAGUUUAAUUUGAGUUUUUCUAAGAGACAUCACCCUUUGUUGUUUGAAUGACCUGUUUGGGUCAUUGGGGCCGGGAUGUUGGGUGCUGCCCCUUUAAGAACAGUGAGCUCGUGUGAUGACACACGUAGAGCGUAGGUUCAGAGGGUAGAGAAAAAACCAAGUGAAACAUGUGCCAUGUUGUACUCGUGUUACUCGUGUUAAAAGGCUGUUUAAUUACAGAUGUGUUCAAGAUUAAUCAUAAACUAACUAUUCCCAGCGUGGUAAGAAUCACAUUUGUUUUGUUAUGUGUUUUGAAGUGUGUUUAUCAACGAUUUAUAUCGCUAUUUGCGAUUAGCGCCUUAGCGUCUAAACGCCUAAAGUUACGGUGCAUAUGAAUGCUUAAAAGUUUUAAAUACAUCAUUUAAAUACUCCUGUAUGUAUGUUUGCUUAAUCAUUAAGUUUGAUUAGGUGUCUUUAAUGCAGAGACUACUUCUAAAGUAAAUGAUUCAUGUUGUUUACAUUUAAUAUGAUCAAUACGAUGAUAUUCCACGUUUAAAGAUGCUAUACUGUGUCAGAAUGUUAUGUUGACCUACAUAGAGAAUUGAGUAGUUAAGCUGCAAAUGUAUUGCAACAAAAUGCAAUGUUUAAUUGUAUGAGUGUUUAAGUGAAGUGUAUUGAUUUAAGUGAUUCAAUUUAUCUUUUCUCUCUAAACUAUCUUUUAUUUAGUCUUUAUUGAGUUUGUAAUUCACAUGCUAUUUACAAUUGU
Molecule: messenger RNA, 6814 nt
Organism: Misgurnus anguillicaudatus (oriental weatherfish)
Lineage: Eukaryota; Metazoa; Chordata; Actinopteri; Cypriniformes; Cobitidae
Biological process (GO): DNA integration
Molecular function (GO): nucleic acid binding
Source: RefSeq, a predicted model, not a curated record